Messenger RNA from Pyrgilauda ruficollis (rufous-necked snowfinch), 5319 nucleotides. RefSeq names its product CREB/ATF bZIP transcription factor (gene CREBZF). The record is from RefSeq and is a predicted model, not a curated record. Bases 103 to 1035 code for a protein of 310 amino acids. The transcript has 2 exons. NCBI's taxonomy places the organism in Eukaryota, Metazoa, Chordata, Aves, Passeriformes, Passeridae.
CCCGGCAGGCCCCGCGGCGGGAGCGCCGGGCCGCAGCCGAGCGCCGCCCGCUGCCCUCGGCCUCCGUUCCGUGCGCCGGGCCCUUCUCCCGCCGCUCCCGCCAUGCGCCACAGCCUCACGCAGCUGCUGGCGGCCUCGGCCGGCGGGGCCAGCCCCUCGGGCGCCGUCUGGCCGCUGGCCGGAGCGGGGCAAGCCCCGAGAGGGCGGGAUGGCGGCGGGGAAGGGGACCCGGGCCCCGCGCGGCCCAAACCGCAGCCGCCGCCGCGGCGGGAGCCCCCGGGCGCCUCGGAGCCGCGGCGGCAGGAGAAGGAGGCCGAGGCUCCCGGCGGCCCGCUGGAGGUGUGGGAGCAAGAGGACUGGUUCCCGGGGCUGGAGCUGGGAGACCUGCUGGAGGCGGCCCGGCCGGACUGGGACCUGGACGCGGAGCUGAGCGACUGCUUCUGUGGGGACCCGGAGCCGCUGCCCGCGCCGGGCAAGGGCCCGCGGCCGGCGGCGCCCGGGCGGAGGAGCGGCGGGGCCGGGAGUCGGCUGAAGGCGGCGGCGGCGGCGCGCUUGAACCGGCUGAAGAAGAAGCAGUACGUGCUGGGGCUGGAGAGCCGCCUGCAGGGCCUGGCUGCCGAGAACCGGCAGCUGCGGGACCGCAACCGCGGCCUGAGCCGCCGCCUGCGAGAGCUGGAGCGGGAGAGCAGCUACCUGCGGGCUGUGCUGGCGAACCAGAGCGCGCUGGGGCAGCUCUUGAGCCGCCUGGCCGGGACCCGCGCCGGCGGGCUGCAGCUCAGCACCAGCCUCUUCAGGGACACGGGCAGCCCCCGCCGCCAGCACCAGCAUCUCCAGCCCGCCGGCGAGAGCAGCGACCACGACUACGCCCUGCCCAGCUCCCGGCCCCGCGGGCUGGAGGAGGAGGCGGCCGUGCCUGAGACGGAGGAGGAGUGGGCGGCCCCCGGCGGGAUCUGCCUGCACGUGGACCGGGAUCAGGUGUCGGUGGAGUUCUGCUCCAUCUGUGCUCGGCGGGCAGCGGCCUCCUUCAAAAUGUAGGGUCAAGUACCUGCUGCAAGUACUCGUGGGGUUCUCACCCGUCAGGGCCUCGCGUCGCGGCGGAGGAAGCAGGCGAUGGUGCGGAGGAAAAGAAUCCAUACAGUGGUGAUGGGGUGGUAUUGGGGGAGAUGCAAAGGAGGGGAACCUGGCGCUUACUUAAGUGGCCAGGGUAACAAAAAUUCUCUCGAACGGCAUGUUGGGAGCCAGACGGUGGCCUUGGUUUAAGGUCCUGUAAAUCUGGCGUGUGGACGGUAGUGGUGUGAGCCUGUUUGGCGAUGGGAGUCGCGCAGAGCUGUGUGCAGCAGUGCGACAGUGGUCGUGCAGACUGACGCGCGUGGUGCACACGCCGAGGUGCCGCCAGAGCCCGUUCGCAGCACUUGGGUGAAAAGAUCAUGCCGACUUGAUGCAUGAAGGUGUGCUCGGCUCCACUUCGCAGUAAAGAUAAUGCUGACUACCCGGUCUUGAGUCAGAUAAUGUCUAGCCUGCUUAUCCUGAGGAGCCGAAAAUGCUUGCUUAGAAAACCAAACAAAAACUCCAUUAUGACAUCGUCACUGGACAGACUUAAGAAAAUAGUAAUGAUCGGCAAAAGAAAGCAUGCAUAUAAAAUUGUACUGCAUCUCAGUUAUACAUUACUAUUAAAACCUCUCUGACAGUUUCUCUUUUAGGUGGUUGCCCUGCCAGGCUCCGUUGUGUAGGGGUUAAAGAACAGUCGUUUUCCACCUCGCAACCUGUGGAUUCAGCUGUGUUGGGGCAGAAGAGACGGGACCAGCUGCUGGCCACAUUUCCUGCUUUAUUUUAAAAGGUAGUAUAAGAAAUGAGAAUAAAGAGGUAACAGGGCUUUUGCUGUCUUUGGUUAAAAAAAAGAAGUUGAAUGCUGGGAUUAUUUACUGUCAUCCAAGAUGAUUUUUUUUUAAAAGGCAGUAGUCUAUCAAACAGGUUUUACUCCACUGUAUGCAGAAUUCCAUCUGUUCAGGGGAUAUUGCCAGCACAAAAGAGACUUAGUGGGAUAUGUGUGACCUUACACCUCUGCGGUGGCAUCAACAGGGCUGUUCAAAGUUUCAGUCUUAACUUGGAUAACUCUGCUGUAGCUUAUGGGUUAUACCAGUGAACAGGAGUCAGAGUUAACCACCAGGACCUGCACUGACUAGGAUGCAAAAUGGAAAUAAUUUAGAUUCAACCUAAUCUCAAGCUGCCUAGUUCAGACUUCAUGAACGUGCUUUAUUUUUCAGUUUAAUGUGCUUGAGGAAAAGAGAAACACUAAUUUAGCAAGCAUGGGAUGUUCCAGUGGCAUUUUUAUGGUUACUUCAGUGUAGGAGUGUUUUUUAAGUUAAUUUAAAUAUGCAUUCUUUCUUGUCGCAUCACUGCUGAAUGGCAGGGUCAGGGACAGUUCUUCUGGCCUCUGCUGUGAACCUGCACAAUGCUCUGUUGUGACACGACCUGUGGCUGUGUCUGAGAGCAGCUGAUUUUCUGACAUACAAAAUUAUGUAUUGUGGUACAAGAACAAGGUCAAGUCCCAAGAAAGUCAGUGGCUGCAGGCAUUUCUAGUGCCUACUGAAUCAUAUUUAAACCAAAUAGAAGGGAGGAAGUUAUUUGAAACUAACCAGCUGUACUAUCUGUAUGGUGUAUUAUUAAUGUAGCUUUUUGAAGUGAAAGCCUUGAAAUGACAUAACUUAAUACUUGAAAAUAUAUUGUAAAUGUUUCUUUGUAAUUAUGUGCCAUUCAGAUGAGAAUACAAUAUCAUAAUAAAAUCAGACUUGUUGAUCUUUCAGUUUAUGGGCUCAAAUGUUUUUUCAUCUUUUUCUUUUCAUGAAUGACUUGGUUCUUUUAAAAAAGUGGUAAAACAGAAAGGGGAAAAUGUUGCUGCUAUCUCUGGGUCAUCAACUGGAAAACACAAUAAAAUGGAUCAGGUUGUGCAGGAGAAAUGUUCUUGCUCUUUGGAGGUAAUUAUGUGGUGAGGACAACACAAAAGUGUUAUUCCUUGAACUGCAGAUAGAGCUGUACUUCUGAGCAUCAGCACUUCUUGUAUUUCGUAGUUGUUCUUAAUUUUUUUAUUAAUAUGGAUAUGUUUGAUCAGUAUACCGUGGAGGAGUAAAAUAGUUACAUAAACCCUCCUGUGGUUUAUUGGCAUCUUCCUCCUUUCUGUUCUGUUUUUAGGCUCUGAAGUUUCAUGACUGGUUAAUUACAUGGUGUUGAAUCACAAUCUUUGAUCAAAUUGCUAUUUCCACCCCUAAACACUGGAGUGAGUGUUAAAAACAAAAGUUGACAGUGCUGAAAGGACAGAACAUUUUCAUGGCUCCAGAGUGGGCAGUGCACUGUAUGUUCAGAUUUCUGUUCAUCUUAAAUGCUUUAUUUGCAGAGGACAGUUUAAAAUAGUGCACUGGCUUGCUAGCAUGAGGGAAUUCUAGUGAAAGUGGUCUGCAGCUUGAUAAAAAGGAGAAUUUCACAAAAAAUACUGCAUAAAAAUGUAAAAGCAUACAAACAUGCUCUGCCUUUUUGGCCUCUAAUUGUAGAAAAUACCCUGUUCAGCAGUGAAACGUGUUUGGUAAAUUGUAUGUACCACAGAACCAAGUGCUGCCAGUGUUCAGCUGCACAGCUGUGCUACCUGCAUUUACCCUUUUUGUCUUCUCAACAGAGUCACUUGAAGACUAUUUAGCGUUUAAAUAAGAAACAAUUUCAUGCUCAGUUCUCCUUUAGUCUUUUGGAGUUUGAUUUUGGUGCUGUGGCUCUUGGUAAUAUUCUAAAUUAACUUCUCUUUCCUCUGAAGAGCUUUGCAGCAUCCGGGAGUUAAAAACAAAUCGGUGUUUCUGCAAUCUGUAGCUGCCUGGAGAGAUGAUAUCAAAGGAAAUGCAGGGAGCCAUGUUCCAGCACUUGGCAUUUCCAGAUAGUCAGAUUUCUCAUGCCAUUUGUCAAAAUUUUAAUCAGUUUUCCCUGUGAAACAUAGGGAUCUUUGGCAAAAUCCAAAGGCCCUUUGAACAUUUACUGAUUUUUAAAAUGCUGUGUGUUCUGGAGUUUGUAGUUAAGGAGGUUUUCUGCUGGAAUCUGCAAUAUUCUGGCUAUUGGGCUGUAUUACUGUUAGUUACACUGUAAAAUGUCUGAAGGAUAUGUUAGGUAUGGGAGCUGUUCAAAGGACUCUGUUUAAAGAACACCCUCUGCAAAAAUUGCAUGUUACCAGCUGCUGAUUCUACAUUUUCCCACCCAGUUUAAGUGGGAUAUGCAGAUGUGGAGAAAUAACUCUGCCUGUGCUCAUUAGCAGGAGGAUGCCAAGGGCAGGACUUGCACGUGUACCAGGAGGAUUUGCAGGAGAAGUAGCAUACAUUGUAAUGUGGAGACAGCAUUUAGAAUGGUGCAUCUGCAAGAAAAAAAGUGGAGCUUUUUUAGUAUUUCUCUUGGCUCUUAUCUGUAGCUGUUCUUGGCAUUCUUUUGGCCAUAGCUGAGACUUGCAGUAGCCUGAAGUCCUUUCUGUGGGAUAUGUAGCUGUGCCUGGCUUGUUUCCACCACAAUGUGGAAGAAAGGAUCCAGCUGACACCUGCUGUCACUCAGUGUUUGUGGAGAGUGUAUUACAGUUGCCAGAGGCCAAGGACUGGUUCUUGGGGGUUGUAGGAGAUAGGUCAUAUCCUGUAUGAAACAGGAAUGGAAGGAACAUUCCCAGAUUCCUGUGCAGACACUCCUCCACAUGCAUGCAUGUCAGAAGUGGGAUAGUGUCUUGGUGUCCUGUGGAAUUCUGAAACAAUUUCAGACUUUAUUGGUUGACUUCUGAGAACAGUUCUUCCCCUCAAUAGUUUGAGAAGUACAGAGGCUGUAGCUGAAGUUCCUUGUUCACAAACACACCGACUUUCUAGUCUCAGGAGCGUUCAGCUGACCUUUGAUGUGACUAGUUAAAGUACGUGCCUGCAAUCUGUGUUCAUCAGUGAUGCUGGAAAAAAUAUCAGUCUUUGCAACUUACUAAAAAUGUUGAGAAAUAUAACUUUUUUUUUUUUUUUUAAUAUACAAUCUUCACCUUUCACUUCAAGAAAUGAGUAUCUAAAAGGAUGUGGUUUGUCCAGGUCAGACCACUAAAUAUCAGAACAUGCAUUUUGGUGACUGAGGAUAAUUAUCACUUCAAUUUAUACCACAAUGAAAGUAGUAGUAUAUGGAAGGGAAGGUCCUUUUGAAUCUCACCCUUUAAUAAGCACUGGAAUCUGUUUAGAGUAUUUUAACUAUAUAAUGUUAAACAUUUGCAAUAAGCAUUGAGCCAAUCAUUGUCAUUCUUCAAGAUACUAUUGCACAAUAACACAUUUAUUUUAU